GGCCAGGAAACUGCAGCAGUCUGUCGCACUCUUUAAGCUGUCGUCACAUGACAUGAAACUUUGGAAAUAAAACACAUGGAGGAAAAUGUGGAUGUGAAGGCCCUCCGGGCCAAAUUUCAUGCUCAGUUAGAAAUGGCAGGUUCCGGAGGUGGGAUCGCUAUCAAACCGCUCGCAAUUGGUGCAAUGCCAGAAUCUCUAACCAAUGGAGUGCUCCGAAACAAAAUUUCAGCUGUGCCUCCUAGACCAAACCUUCCUGUGAACUCUCUCAGUGAAGCAAAGAUGUUUCAGUCGGGUCCUCAAGGAGUGUUCCCAAGACCUCCUCCAUCUCAUCGUUUUGGAGCUCGGGAAAAAUCUACAGAGCCCCCUGCGGAGGUCAGUGUGCCGGGCAGAGUCAAACUGACAGGAGAACUUCUUCAGAGCAAAAUACUAAAACAGAAAAAUGACAUGAAAUUGACUUUCAAACCACCACUGCCAAACCAGAGGAGCGUUUCAGAGGUAGUACCACUAAGGAAGCCAAUACCUAAUGUUGGACAGCGACCAUCAAAGCCAAAACGUCCUCCAUCUGUGAAUCUGGAUCAAUUUCGGAAAAAGACCCCCAUUGUUCUUCCUAAAAGACCAGUAGAAUCACACAUUACAAAAGGACCAGCAAGACCCCCAAACAAACCCAGCCUGUUCCCAAAAUCCAUUUCAGAAUUAAACAUGGGGCAAGAUCAGGAAACCUAUGAUGACGCGCUCCCUCCACCCCCUCCACCUCCAAAGUCAAAAGACACAUGUUCUCACCUUUCACAUAAUGAGGACAGCGAUCAGGACAUUUAUGAAGACCCAGACAGACCUAUUCCUGCUGAGAGAAAAGUUAUAAGAGAAGUUAAAAAGCCACAACUGGAUGAGAAAGACCUGAAGGAAAAGCAGAAGCAAGAAAAUGAGUAUAGAAAAAGAUUUAAGCUGUAUGGACCUAUUGAAGUGAUCCACAUGGCUCGGGUGAGAGAGGACUGGCAGGGCGGGAAGAAUGACCUGAGUGUUCAGCAUGGGGAAAACGUGGAGAUCAUCCGUGUCAGCAACAACCCUGAGGGGAAAUGGCUGGCGCGAAAUCUGAGGGGCAACAUCGGCUACAUCAGUAACUCCUGUGUUGAUGUGGAUUAUGAGGAAGUGAAGAGGAAAAUCCGUGGUCAAGCUGCACUUCCUUUCAGCCCUCCUAUAGGCCUGCCGGUCAAUGACGACAGCAGCUCCAAUGACCCCAUGGACAGCUUUUACAGUGAUGAUGUAUAUGAUGACGUGGACCAUGACUUUCCUCCUCCCCCUCCAGAGAUCAGCCACGAUCCGAAAUUGACCAAGAAGGAAGAGAAAAAUAUUCGAAAGAAGUUUAAGUUAGAGGGGCCUAUUCGAGUUCUGUACACCAUGACGGUGGAUCCCAAUGCCACUUUGAAGAAGCGCGGGAGCAAUGAACUUCCGGUGGUCCGUGGAGAGAUUCUGGAGGUUCUGCAGGAGACCAGCAAGAAACAAGUUCUGUGCCGAAAUUAUGAUGGCAAAUAUGGAUAUGUACCCUUGGAGUACCUUUUACCUGAGGAGAAUGAUGUUUACGAUGACAUUGAAAUUUCUUCAGAUAUAUAUGACAACGACGACAGCUGACCGGCUUGCUGAUGCCGCUCGUCCUCCACGCAAAAGUGUAUUAACCUGAGAAAGUAAAGAGAUGCUGAAAAUCGGUUUUCUAUAGCGACUGAUCGAGCGAUACUAAAGAUCAAAGUGAUGUAUAUUGUAUAAAAAAUGAUGUGGAACAUUAUAAUUAUUAUUAUUAUGGAAAAACCAAAAAAAAAAAAAAAGAAGCUGACAUUUUUGUAAUUAUGAUAGAGAUGUUUGCAUACUGCUAGAACUUUCUCUCUUUUCAGUAGUCUUUCUCUCAACCAGGAACAAUUGUCCAUACUGGGGUUUGUUUUACAUGUAGAUACUCUGUUAGCUGGAUGACUGAAUGAAUGAAUGAAUGAAUGAAUGAAUGAAUGAAUGAACGAACGAAUGAAGAUCCAAAUUAGCCAUCGAACAUUUUUCCGCGAUCUGUUAAAGAGAAGUAUGAAGAAUAAACCACAGCACUGUUCACUUCAAAUAAAGCUUUCUUUAUAUUUUUCGUUUAUUCUGUGGUCCGUUAUUCACUUGUAAAUUACUAUUACAGAUAAU
This is a messenger RNA of Danio aesculapii, 2166 nucleotides long. RefSeq names its product FYN-binding protein 1. The transcript has 16 exons. Gene Ontology annotation, molecular function: protein binding. Gene Ontology annotation, biological process: protein localization to plasma membrane; integrin-mediated signaling pathway; T cell receptor signaling pathway. Bases 76 to 1626 code for a protein of 516 amino acids. The record is from RefSeq and is a predicted model, not a curated record. NCBI's taxonomy places the organism in Eukaryota, Metazoa, Chordata, Actinopteri, Cypriniformes, Danionidae. Gene Ontology annotation, cellular component: plasma membrane.